AAGGCGGGACCUUCCUUGGACAUCCUACGGAUGCAAAUCACGCGUGCGCGCGAUGUAGCUGGAAAGUUUGAUUAAACGGAGAUUCUGGUCGAUGACGAAGGGCUUCUUUGACAAUGGCUCGGUUCGGAAGGUCUGCUGACUUAAAAUAAUAAUAAUAAUACAAAGGUGCAGACUGAACAUGACCGUUCCAGCUUUUCUGCCCUACCGAGCUGCCCCGCCGCGGUUCUGUGGUCAGUUGGUCCCGAAGCAGAAUGGAGUUUACGUUAUUGGACUCGCCAGUGUGGCCCAGACCCUUUAAGAUCUCCAUCUAAGGCGUUGGUGUGGCCUAGCCACAGCUAAUGACUGCACAUCUACCGGGAGGGAAGUAAACAUGAAGCUUUCGCGUUGGUGAGAGGAUACCCAUUCUCACAUCUCGACAGGCCUGCUCGCUCACCGCCAACAUGUCUGACCAGAACUACUACUGGACCGUGCUGCCGAGCUACAAAACCAGUUUCCUGCCAGGAGCCAUGGUGAAGAGAUCCAAAGGCUCCCGUAACAACAAGAGGAGGAGUUUGGCUAUUGGGACCCCUUCGCCAACGCUGUCCAGACCGCUUUCACCUCUCCCAAUCGCCACAGCGGCCAGCAGUCCCUCAGAAAGCCCCAGAAAUGUCUCUGCCAGCACCUCCUCCAACUUCCAAUUUACCCGCAGCCAUGCAGAUGGGCGAAGGUGGUCUGUGGCGUCUGUGCCCUCUUCUGGAUACUGCACCAAUGCUCCCAGUUCAUCCGUUUCUUCAUCGUCUUCUCAUGAGCUGUUGCACCAGUUGCCCUCUCAGCCCACCCAAGAUGACCUUCACCUCCUCUUCAGACACUUUAGGAACAAAGAGAGUGUGGUGGACAGUGAAGAAGCCCACUCGGCACACCCUGUCAGGGUCCGCUCACGGAGUCUCAGCCCGGGGCGGACCUGUGGAACCUUUGAUAACGAGAUUGUGAUGAUGAACCACGUCUAUAAAGAGCGCUUUCCCAAGGCCACGGCGCAGAUGGAGGGUCGGCUCCUUGAUGUUAUCUUGGAGUAUUGUCCAGACACAGCGUUGCCCCUGGCUGAUGGCGUGCUGGGAUUUAUUCAGCACCAGUUAGUGGAGCUGGCCAGGGACUGUCUUGACAAGUCCCAGAAUGGAUUGGUAACCUCUCUGUACUUUGUGGAGCUACAAGAUAAACUGGAGAAGCUGCUUCAUGAGGCAUACGAGCGUUCAGAGAGCGAGGAGGUGACCAUCAUCGUCAAACUGGUGAAGAAGAUUCUCAUCAUAAUCUCCAGGCCCGCCAGACUUCUGGAGUGCCUGGAGUUUGAUCCAGAGGAGUUUUACCAGCGGAUGGAGGCUGCAGAGGGCCAAGCCAAAGUCGGCCAUGGUAUCAAGACUGAUAUUCCUAGAUACAUCAUCAACCAGCUCGGCCUCACCAGACAGCCACUGGAAGACGCGGUCCAUCUAGGUCAGACCAGUCCGGUUCAGAGAGCAGCUAGCAGAGAGUCUAAUGACUCCGGCGAUGUGACCCCUGCACAGAGCUGCGCUGCCUGCCUUCCCCCUCGCAGAAAGCCUCUGGAGAGUGACUUCGAGACAAUAAAACUCAUCAGUAACGGAGCCUAUGGAGCUGUCUAUCUGGUGCGACACAAGGAAACCUGCCAACGUUUUGCUAUGAAGAAGAUCAACCGGCAGAACUUGAUUCUUAGAAAUCAAAUUCAACAAGUGUUUGUAGAGCGAGACAUCCUCACCUUUGCUGAAAACCCGUUUGUAGUUUCCAUGUUCUGCUCUUUUGAGACACGAAGGCACCUCUGCAUGGUCAUGGAGUAUGUAGAAGGUGGAGACUGUGCCAACCUGCUGAAGAACAUCGGCCCUCUCCCAGUGGACAUGGCCAGGAUGUAUUUUGCAGAGACUGUCCUCGCUUUAGAGUACCUCCACAACUACGGCAUCGUGCACAGAGACCUCAAACCUGACAAUUUGUUAAUCACCUCUAUGGGGCACAUUAAGCUGACGGACUUCGGCCUGUCAAAGAUUGGUCUGAUGAACAUGACGACCAACUUGUAUGAAGGACACAUUGAAAAAGAUACCAGAGAGUUUUUAGACAAGCAGGUGUGUGGUACUCCUGAGUAUAUAGCUCCUGAGGUCAUCCUAAGACAGGGCUAUGGGAAACCUGUGGACUGGUGGGCCAUGGGAAUCAUCCUGUAUGAGUUCCUGGUGGGCUGUGUGCCAUUCUUUGGAGACACACCAGAGAAGCUCUUUGGUCAAGUAGUUAACGAUGAGAUCAUCUGGCCGGAUGGGGAGGAUGCGCUGCCGCCUGAUGCUCAGGAUCUCAUCACCCAGUUACUGAGACAGAAUCCUCUAGAGCGUCUUGGGACAGGUGGAGCCACAGAAGUGAAGAUGCACACAUUCUUCCUGGGUCUGGACUGGAACGGCCUGCUGAGGCAGAAAGCUGAGUUCAUUCCUCAACUUGAGUCUGAAGAGGACACCAGUUACUUUGACAUUAGAUCAGAGCGCUACUGCCAUCUGGGCUCAGACGACGAUGAUGAAACUAAUGAUGAUGAAUCUUCGCUGGAGCUCAGACAGUUCUCCUCUGUUGCCCACCGCUUCAGCAAGGUCUACAGCAGCAUGGAGCACCUGUCCACUUCCACCCCAUCCAACCACAGUCUGUCAUCAUCAGAGCGAAGCCACAGCGAGGAGAAGGAGAGGUGGGAGGGCAGCGGAGGUCCUUCCACUGGAGACAGUCACAAACACCUGACUGGUGGAGACAAGAGGACAGAUGGACACAGUAUUCGUCCGUGUGCUUCAUCCAGCUCCUCCCAUUUGGAGCGCAGCACCAGCCCACUGGUAACGAACAGCACCCAGAGCCUCGACGUCAUGCCUCGCUUCACCAUUCCCACAGAAGAGGAGGAUGGGGUGGUGUCCAACCUGCGCAGAAUCCGUCUCCGAAGCAACAGCACUGGGACACGGCCAUCGUUCCGUAGAGGAGCUUCUCGCCGGAUUGCUCACCAGCUCGAGACCCCAGAGAAACCCAGAUCCCCACCUGAGAGCGUUCCCAAAUCUACUUCAGUGUCCGGUCUGUCUCUCAUCAUCACCCCUGAUGAUUCUGCUGGUCCUCCUCCAAGUCCUAAAUCGUCUCUGUCGCUGUCGUCCAACCCGUCAUCCAGGGACUCGUCCCCCAGCCGAGACCUGUCUGUCAGUAUCAGCUGCCUUAGACCUCCAGUGGUCAUCCACAGCUCUGGGAAAAGGUUUGGCUUUGCUCUGCGAGCCAUCAGAGUCUAUAUGGGAGACAGUGAUGUCUACACGGUUCAUCACAUGGUGUGGUGUGUUGAAGACGGCAGUCCAGCUCACAAGGUCGGACUGAGGGCCGGUGACCUUAUCACUCACGUCAAUGAGGAGUCGGUCCAGGGACUGGUCCACACCGAGGUGGUGGAGCUUCUGCUCAAGAGCGGGAACAAGGUCACUCUGCAAACAACUGCACUGGAGAACACUUCCAUCAAGGUGGGCCCGGCCCGAAAGGCCAGCUAUAAAGCUAAGAUGGCCAGACGCAGCAAGAAAAACAAGAAGGAUUGCCAGGACAGUGCUCGGCGCCGCAUGUUUAAGAAGAUCUCGAAGUACACUCCUCCUUCUCCGAUGCAGAGCAGUCGCAGCUUCUCCUCAGGCUUCCAGCAGUCCUCCAGUGACAGUCUGUCUGGUUCUUCCCCACAAAGCCUGUCUCCUGGACCAUCUACACCGUGUUGCUCUCCCGCCCCGGACUAUUCUGGAGAUUCUAGUUCCUCUCCUUGUUCCAGUUCUCCUAACUCUCCCGUACCCCAGGCCCGUCCUAGCUCGCUUCACGUCCACGGUCGCUACACCAAGGCUGGUCGCUGCAAGUCCACCAGUAGCAUCCCCCCCUCACCACUUGCCUGUAUACCUCCCCCUCAGCCUCUUUCCCCUCAGUGUUCGCCAUCCUGCUUCCAAAGCCAUCCCAAAUCCCUUCAAGGAUUCCAUGGAAAAACUUUAUCCCCUCCUACUGUUGCCCGGCACUCCAUACGCCCCCGCAAUGUCGAGUCCCCACGCUCGCCUCUGCUGAAAAGAGUUCAGUCAGCAGAGAAGCUGACUGGAGAGAAGACGGGGAUAGGGGGUUACCACGGCGAUAGGAAGGCUUACAGCACCCGCCGGCACACUGUGGAGAUGCCUCUGCAUGAAGGGGAGGGGCUGGAAGAUGGAGAUGCCACAACAAGCUUUGUGUGCGUCGGUGAACACGGUCGCCAGGGCCUGUGCGUGGGAGGCCAGAAAGACCAGCCGGACUUGGCCAGCGGAGGCAAUAACCACCACCGCUCUGCCGGCUCACCUCAACACCGUGGCGCUGGCCACCAUUCCAAGGAGGUGUUGAGAAAGCUGGCUCUGUUUGACCGCAGGGACACUUUCAAGAAACAGGGAGCCAUGCAGGAGUUAAACUUUGAUGACUUAGAGGAAAAGGAGGAGAUUCUGAGCCCUCACUGCCCCGCCCCCCAACCAAAAGCAUGUGUUUCCCUGGUGAGAUCAGACCAGUCAGUAGGAGAAGAUGGAACUCCACGUGUCCCAAAGCAGAAAGCUAAAGAAGGGCUUUAGUGGAUUGUACUCUCAUGUUGUGGUUGGUUUUGGUCCAAGUUCUGCAGCAGAGCCGCUGCGCAGAUACGACACCUAUAAGUCUCACAAACUGAGUCCGACCAUGUUGUUGCUUAGUCCUCCCGUCUCUGUGGCUCUUCUUCUGUAAAUAUUGCUGCUUUAAAGGAGGAGAAUUAUUUAUGACUUUCAGGGGGGGGGGGGGGGGUACCUAUGUUUGAUUUAUUUUUUGUUAAAUGUGUCUGAGUGACGACUGUCUUGUAUUGUUGUCUCCACCUGCCUCUUCAGGACAUAAUCAGAGUGGUUACUGAGUUUGGAUCAGUCCUCUACAUAACUCAGGCCUGGACCUUUUCAGAAGCAGUACUAUUCUAUACCACAUUUGCAAUGAGCUCGUCUACGUAUCCUAGUGUCUGUGAUGAAACCAUCGACAUAUAAAUAUUGGACAAUGGGUUUCCAUAGACCCCAAUAACACGUUUUUGAGGAUAAAUGGGAGGUCGCCAUUUUGACCGUGUCACAGGUUCCAUCAAGCCCAGACAAUUCCACAAGAGGGAAGAGAGGUGGAGCUGAGGGUGGGGCUGUAAGGCUGGGAUCGACUGACGACACCCGGUCGAACUAGCUACAAGCUAACCUGAAGCUAACCCAUAGCUAAAGAGUGGUGGGAGCUAAGCUAACGGAGGUAGCAACCUAGCUACAACCGGAGUUAACUGUGCACAACACCAGAGCUUCUGAGUCAGAGAUACGCCGGGCUGACCGCUGGGUAAAACCGGGUGGAAAACAGAGGUCUCCCGAGAGCUCCACAAGCUGGCAGCCGUACAGCAGACAGAAGCCGCGACCAGACAGAGAUGCGCCGAGCUGCGGGGAGGGGAGAACCGGGUGGAAACAUCGGUCUCCCGAGAGCUCCACAAGCCGAUAGUGGGAACCCAGCUCCACCAACAUGUUAUAUUUCAACCCAUUUUCUAAAGUGCAGCAUUAUGUUAAAUGCACUGGGUUUUACCCUAUUACAUUUAAAUUUCAUGGUUAAACAGUACAUGUUAAAAUCUAAGCUCAGCUCGGCAGUGACCUAAAAUACAUAAAUAUAAUUUUACUUACCAAAAAAAAUGAAGUGGAGACUCCUUGGACGCUCUAUUAGUGCAAUUAAUGCCACAGCAAGUCAUUUUGUCCAACAAUCGCACAAAUAAUAUCCAAAAAAGAAAACACAAACACAGAGACUCAAAAUCCCGGAGCAGUUUCCAGGCCAGACCGAGGCUCUACUGAGGCCUUUCCACGGAGCUAGCUCUGUGGUCACGUGGGUCUGAUGCUCAUUAAUUAUACAGAAUUUUAGGCUUUUAAUACACUUAAACAGAAGAGUGAGAAAAAAUUCACCCCCCUCAGAGUUGUCAUGAGUAUAAACUAGAUAAUUUAAACCAAAAACAUGUUUUGGUACCAGGCUGUAAACAUGUUUAUUUCUGCUGUGAAAUUGGUAUUUUUAACAUGGGAAUCUAUGAGGAUUUGCUCGCUUCUGACACCAGCCCCUAGUGGAUGAGGGUGGAACUGCAAUUUAUUUCAUUUCCGGGUUUGCUUCAAUUUUUCACCCGCAUUGUGGGGGCUUGAAUGAAACCUGUGGCACUUCUGAGCCAUGCAGAAAAACCAAGUGUCAUUAGAUCCAGUCUCAUUUGAGCGGAGAAAGUGCAUCUUUCCUGGUUGUUUUUAGGCUUUUUAUGAAUGAAUGUUUACAUUUUAGACUUGUGAGCUUAUUUUGGGUUUGGUUAAAAUGGUGAGAUCUGACAAACAAGGAGCAGACAAAGUGUAGAAAGGUGCAUGAAUGAGCAGUUUCUGGUGUGUUUAGCUAUCCUGUUGCAGUACUAAUGAAUACUACAGUGGGGCAAAAAAGUAUUUAGUCAGCCACCGAUUGUGCAAGUUCUCCCACUUAAAAUGAUGACAGAGGUCAGUAAUUUACAUCAUAGGUACACUUCAACUGUGAGAGACAGAAUGUGAAAAAAAAUCCAUGAAUUCACAUGGCAGGAUUUUUAAAGAAUGUAUUUGUAAAUCAGGGUGGAAAAUAAGUAUUUGGUCACUUCAAACAAGGAAAAUCUCUGGCUCUCACAGACCUGUAACGUCUUCUUUAAGAAGCUUUUCUGUCCUCCACUCAUUACCUGUAUUAAUGGCACCUGUUUGAACUCAUUAUCUGUGUAAAAGAUACCUGUCCACAGCCUCAAACAGUCAGACCCCAAACUCCACUAUGGCCAAGACCAAAGAGCUUUCGAAGGACACCAGGAAAAGAAUUGUAGACCUGCACCAGACUGGGAAGAGUGAAUCUACAAUAGACAAUCACCUUGGUGUGGAAAAAAUCAACUGUGGGAGCAAUUAUCAGAAAAUGGAAGACAUACAAGACCACUGAUAAUCUCCCUCGAUCUGGGGCUCCACGCAAGGAUCUCAUCCCGUGGGGUCAAAAUGAUCAUGAGAACGGUGAGCAAGAAUCCCAGAACCACACGGGGGGACCUGGUGAAUGACCUGCAGAGAGCUGGGACCACAGUAACAAAGGUCACCAUCAGUAACACACUACAACGGCAGGGAAUCAAAUCCUGCAGUGCCAGACGUGUUCCGCUGCUGAAGCCAGUGCAUGUCCAGGCCCGUCUGAAGUUUGCCAGAGAGCACAUGGAUGAUACAGCAGAGGGUUGGGAGAAUGUCAUGUGGUCAGAUGAAACCAAAGUAGAACUUUUUGGUAUAAACUCAACUCGUCGUGUUUGGAGGAAGAAGAAUACUGAGUUGCAUCCCAAGAACACCAUACCUACUGUGAAGCAUGGGGGUGGGAACAUCAUGCUUUGGGGCUGUUUUUCUGCUAAGGGGACAGGACGACUGAUCCGUGUUAAGGACAGAAUGAAUGGGGCCAUGUAUCGUGAGAUUCUGAGCCAAAACCUCCUUCCAUCAGUGAGAGCUUUGAAGAUGAAACGUGGCUGGAUCUUCCAACAUGACAAUGAUCCCAAACACACCGCUCGGGCAACAAAGGAGUGGCUCCGUAAGAAGCAUUUGAAAGUCCUGGAGUGGCCUAGCCAGUCUCCAGACCUCAACCCCAUAGAAAAUCUGUGGAGGGAGUUGAAAGUCUGUGUUGCUCGGCGACAGCCCCAAAACAUCACUGCUCUCGAGAAGAUCUGCAUGGAGGAAUGGGCCAAAAUACCAGCUACUGUGUGUGCAAACCCAGUAAAGACCUAUAGUAAUCGUUUGACCUCUGUUAUUGCCAACAAAGGUUAUGUUACAAAGUAUUGAGUUGAAUUUUUGUUAUUGACCAAAUACUUAUUUUCCACCCUGAUUUACAAAUAAAUUCUUUAAAAAUCCUGU
This is a messenger RNA of Nothobranchius furzeri (turquoise killifish), 7892 nucleotides long. Its product is annotated as microtubule-associated serine/threonine-protein kinase 3. NCBI's taxonomy places the organism in Eukaryota, Metazoa, Chordata, Actinopteri, Cyprinodontiformes, Nothobranchiidae. Gene Ontology annotation, molecular function: protein serine/threonine kinase activity; magnesium ion binding; ATP binding. Gene Ontology annotation, biological process: intracellular signal transduction; peptidyl-serine phosphorylation. The record is from RefSeq and is a predicted model, not a curated record.